AUGAUCUUUCGUCCUCGUCUUGAUGAUUCGGGAAGAAAUCCCAGAGCAUCCUUCUCUAAGUGCGACCGCUGCUGCUGUUCUAUAUCCCGAGACUUCGUUUCGCCAACUGAAGUGGAGGAUUCCCCAAUUGUUGUGGUUUCUUGUUGGGCUAACUUCCGAAAGUCAUUCGAUCACCACUCUUCGAGGCUCCACUCACUUCACUCUUCGCUACUGCCUUCCCUCUGUGACGCCAGCUCACUCCUGCAGCUUCCAGCUCUCUCCUGCAGCUUCCAGCACUCCUGCAGCUUCCAGCACUCCUGCAGCUUCCAGCACUCCUGCAGUAUCCAGCUCACUCCUGCAGCUUCCAGCACUCCUGCAGCUUCCAGCACUCCUGCAGUAUCCAGCUCACUCCUGCAGCUUCCAGCGGCCUCCAGCUCACCCCUGCGGCGCUCUACUGACGUCCCGCUACCUAUUCCAGCACCCGCUGACGGCCUAAUCCAGUGCCCACUGACGUCCAGCGCCCGUUAUCGUCCGGACACCGUUCCCGAACAAACGACCUCUGUCGUCUUACCAUCCACCGUUCGCAAAUAA
Molecule: messenger RNA, 570 nt
Organism: Acanthosepion pharaonis
Lineage: Eukaryota; Metazoa; Mollusca; Cephalopoda; Sepiida; Sepiidae
Source: the annotation of a GenBank genome assembly